UCCCUGACACUCUUUCAUCCCCAUAUCACUCCCCUAUAAAACCUUCUUCCCAAGAUCCCCACCAGCCUCGUUCUCGCACCAAACUUAGAAAAACAUUAUUACCAACUCGCCAUACCUAACUAUGUCCCUACUUCACUUUACCGCAGCAGCCGACAUGGCUAUGCAACUCCCACUAAGAAUACUUUGAGACUUCUAAACCUCAGGAUGGUUCGCCUCCGCCGGAGUCCUACAAACCUCGUCCGAAGCGACUGAUCACCCACCCAACCUACCGAAUCGCUCAGGUCUGGUUCGACAUCCCACCAGGUGCAGAGGAUCCUCAUGUCUAUGCCUGUCCCCAAUACCACCAUGGCCUGUGGGUCGAAAAUGAAGCCGGCGGCGGUGACCUCCACCACGCCACCGGCAGCAUCUCCCACAUCGAAGGUCUUCUCCAAACAAGCCUCAAUUGGAUACCUCAGCACCAGCCGUUACGCAGACCUCAAAGAACAUUUCAGCGAUUGCGCUACACCAACUCGGCAGAAGGCGUGGAAUGACUCGACGAACACCACGGAACCGAUCAAAUGGAUCCAACCCACAAUAUUUUACACUCCUAAUCACUUGGAAAAAUUCGAAUUUCGAGCUUUGGAGACUGAUCAGUACUUUGUCGAGCAAGAGUUGUUGCCUAGAGUCUGGGACUUUGCUGUGCCGUUCGAUAACUAUGAGCGGGAAUCAAGUGGGUUCUUUCCCGUGGCUCAGUGGGUACCCCAGGGGGGUGGUCCACUUUCGUUCACUCCCGUGGUUCAGUGGUUAGCCAGGGGUUAUUGAUUUGAGAUCACUUCCUGUCGUUCGCUUGCUGUUUGUUUGGAUCGCGGGGGU
Aspergillus ibericus CBS 121593 is the source of this 852-nucleotide messenger RNA. RefSeq lists its product as uncharacterized. The record is from RefSeq and is a predicted model, not a curated record. NCBI's taxonomy places the organism in Eukaryota, Fungi, Ascomycota, Eurotiomycetes, Eurotiales, Aspergillaceae. The transcript is spliced from 2 exons. The coding region runs from base 319 to 801 and encodes 160 amino acids.